Molecule: messenger RNA, 1335 nt
Organism: Protopterus annectens (West African lungfish)
Lineage: Eukaryota; Metazoa; Chordata; Ceratodontiformes; Protopteridae
Gene: TOMT
Product: transmembrane O-methyltransferase
Exons: 4
Coding region: 172-1026 (284 amino acids)
Biological process (GO): developmental process; dopamine metabolic process; catecholamine catabolic process
Molecular function (GO): catechol O-methyltransferase activity
Source: RefSeq, a predicted model, not a curated record
CCCUAUUAUGACACAUGAACUCAUAACAUCAGGAGGGUGCCACUAGUAUGCUACUACUUCCCUUUCAUACAUGUCAUUGCUGUUAUUCCUGUUGUUGUCCUCCAUUAAUACUGUGUCCUUCUACUGCUUCACAGGACAGCCACCAUCAUCAUCUCAGCCACAAACAACAGAAUGGUGACACCUGCCAUUGCACUUGCCUUCCUGCCCUUCAUUUUGACUCUGAUUAUCCGUUACCGUUACUACAUUUUGCUCUUCUACCGCGCAGUUAUUGUACGCAAGAUACAGGAUUACCGGACAGGAAUGACCAGAGAAGAGAGAGUAUUUCAGUACGUGAUCACGCAUGCUACCCCAGGAUACCCUGACAGCAUUCUCGACACCUUUGAUCACUGGUGUUAUAACUUUGAGUACAUUAGUAAUGUGGGACCUAAAAAGGGUAAGUUACUGGACCGCCUGAUUUCUGAAAAUAAUCCAGUGAAUGUCUUGGAACUAGGGACGCAUUGUGGAUAUGCAGCUGUACGCAUAGCAAACAACCUCCCUCUAGGAGGCAGGCUUUAUACUGUGGAAAUGGAUACAAAGAAUGCUGCCAUUGCAGAAAAAAUUGUUCGCUUGGCUGGUUUUGAUGAUGAUGUGGUUGAACUUAUUGUUGGUGUAUCUGAAGAGGUCAUUCCUCAAUUUAAGGACAAGUAUGAGGUGGACUGCUUUGAUUUUGUGUUUAUGGACCACUGGAAACGUUGCUAUUUGAGAGAUUUGCAGCUACUUGAAGAAGAACGUCUGCUCAGAGAGGGAACAAUUAUCUUGGCAGACAAUGUUAUCUUUCCUGGAGCCCCUCAUUUCCUGCAGUAUGUCAAGACAUGUGGGAAAUACCAGUGCAAAGUUCACCGAGCUCAUUUGGAAUAUUUUAAAUCAAUCCGGGAUGGAAUGGCAGAGCUCACCUAUGUAGGACUGCAUACAACAUUACUUCCUCAUGAUUCAGAUGGUAUGAAAGAGACAGAAAAUGCAUUUACACUUAAGCAAAUUCUCUAUUGAGAGCAGCAACUGAGGAAUCAUUCUACUAUGCAUAGACUCCAUUAUACCUAAUGCCAGUUAGAUCGAUUUAAUAUUAAACGUUGUGACAUGGAGAGGGCCUGAAAUGUGAUUGGUACUGGAAUUUUCAUUUUUUUCAAACCUACCAUCAUACAAGUACAUUAAAAUGUCUGCAACCAAGUUACAACUCAUUGUAGUUUGUUUCAAUAUUCUCUAAAUGCAAAAGUUCUGAUACCUAUCUUAUUAACAAAGCACAUUCAAGUGAUUUAACCAGUCAACUUACCUUGUAAAGUAUAAAAAUAUUGUCAUUUA